GAGCUCCUAGGGGUUUUUCGUUCAUUACCCCACGGCAAACAGCCUUCUUUCCAUUCUCCAGCGGUUUCUACCAGCCUUACGUUCUCUUUCUUUGGUUUACCCAACUGUUUCAUUCCUUUCACUAUUGCAACUUUUACAUCACCAUCUCCGAGAAUAUCUUCAGGAAGUUGUUCUUUGAUACCAUUCAGAUCCUUUAUUUACUUCCGAAUUCCCAAAUAUUCGACCAGAUAUGCGUGCCUCAGCAUACGCAGCAGUUCUCGGGGGCCUCCUUGGAGCAUCCUCAGCAGCAGUUAUCGGUCGUUCCACCGUUGAAUUGAAGCCUAUCAGUCCUGACGUUUUCGUUCCUGGUUUGACGCCGAGAUCCGAAGGAGAAGCACCAACCGUCUUGAGGCCAAUCAACCCAGAUGUCUUUGCCGCGGUGAAUGGGUUGAAACCCAGAGCUAAUGUCGACUUUUCCCGAUUGGAUCUCGCCGAUCAAGCGCAGCUCAUUUUCGGUUCACCAGGGCAAGAUGGCAAUAUCAUGUUGGCAAACAUGACGCUUUAUGCCCCGAGCGGCGAGCUAAUUGUCUCGAUGGAAGCCUUUGAAGGACUUACUUCGGCUGUGGAUUGCAAAGGAGAUGACGGCCAAAUGGCUCUGACAUUCAAGUCUCAAGAGGCCUUUGACUAUGCCCAUAAGCAGUGGUCAUUCAUAAACGAGAGAUCAGAAAGCGCAUUUCUGCUCAUUGCUAACCAUGAUGGGUGUGGUCCGGAUGAUGAAAGACAACCUUACAAGUAUUAAUUCCUAUCAUUAAUUUUUGAAUGUGAGAAUGUUAACAAUUUCUUAGCAUUACUGGGAUCGAUGAUGUCGAAGGAACAUUGACCACUCUUCUUAAAGCCUCUCCAGCCGACUGGAGUGACAUUUGCGGCACUUUUGACCUUGAUUUCGGCACUGCUUCUCUUGCACCUGAUGCCGCCCAGCGCCUGAGAGCUCGUGGAUUGCUUGAUGAUAUUCUCGAUGGUGCCGAUAAUAUUAUCGACGAUGUCGGGGAUGGUAUCAAGGACGGUGUUAAUGCGAUUGGAGAUACUUUCAAAAAGAUUGGAGAUGCCAACCUCGAUAAGACAAUCGUUUUCGACAUUGGUGUUGGAACCGAAAAAAAGAGGACCAAUAUCAUCACUGAUGUCUUGCGAUCCGUGCCCCGUCUAGUCGUUGACUGUGUUGAUUGCUUCAUCGCCGGAAAAUUCAAGGUCGCUGGUAAAAUAUCAGUCGACAACUUUGCUGUUAAGGAAUUAACCAUUGGCGCAUCCCCCCAGGACUUCCGUGCUAAAAUGAUCAUGGAAGCGAAGGUUAACGCCAAGAUUUCGGCUGUUCCCCCAAGCGUUAACCUGACACGGGAGCUCGCUAGCUUCCCCAUCCCGGGUGCCGGAAUUUCAAUCCCCCGUAUCUUUGAGAUUGGCGCUAUCAUUGCUUAUGAAGUUGGCGUUGAGAGCACUAUCAAUGGUGAGGCAAACAUUACAGUCGGUCUGACUGCCACUCUUCCGGACACUGCCCUCGUGGUCCUUGACUUGGCAGAUCUCAGUAAGACCAAGGCUAGCGGCUUUGACGGUGCCACUUUCGAUCCUGUCUUUGAUCUUAACUCUGGCUCUGCUACGUUGAAUAUUGCCGCUGUCUCUCGUCCCAAGCUUACUUUCGGAAUUGAGGUUAUUGGUGUCGGAAAGCUUGAGGCUGCCCUCAAGAUGGGUCUUCCCGUGGUCAGCACUCAGCUCAUUGCUGCAUUCGGUAAGAUGAGAAUUCAGGAUAAGGGUUCCCCAAUUUGAGCACUUUACUAACUCACUCCACAGAUGAGAAUGGUGUUUGUGAAAAGAGUUCGACUGCCUCCAAGACUGGCUUCAAGGUCAACUCCGCAGUCGCAGUUGAGCUUGGAGUCAGUGUUGAUGGCGAGCUUGGUGAUAAAUCUGCUGGUCUUUUUGAGAAAAACAUCUUCGUACGCUCUCCCUCCUCUCUCCCAUACACCGAGUAAUCGCUGACAAGCCGGAAUACAGAGACUUAAGAAGAUUAUUUUCGAAAAGUGUUUCCCCUUCAACAUCCCAGGCCUCAAGUCCGCUCCCAAGCCUCGCCAUUUCAUUGGUCUCCCAGCCAAAUAGUCGAGCAAAGAUCCGGAAACUGUAUGCUCCCGGGGUACAACUAUUCUGUGUCGAUGAAGAUAUUUCUACUACGCAUGGUUCUACUAGUAGAAAGGUUGCUAUGAUAUCGGGCUUUGAGAUUUGGUUUCUAAACUCGGGAAUAUGAUGGAUUAAUGGAACUUCGGGUUUUUUGUACAUAAUUUAUUUGACAAGAUCUAAUCCUGCUUGAAACAGCAGUUAC
Molecule: messenger RNA, 2341 nt
Organism: Tuber aestivum (summer truffle)
Lineage: Eukaryota; Fungi; Ascomycota; Pezizomycetes; Pezizales; Tuberaceae
Source: the annotation of a GenBank genome assembly